Molecule: messenger RNA, 2229 nt
Organism: Eucalyptus grandis
Lineage: Eukaryota; Viridiplantae; Streptophyta; Magnoliopsida; Myrtales; Myrtaceae
Product: putative glucose-6-phosphate 1-epimerase
Exons: 9
Coding region: 738-1691 (317 amino acids)
Biological process (GO): carbohydrate metabolic process
Molecular function (GO): isomerase activity; carbohydrate binding
Source: RefSeq, a predicted model, not a curated record
AAAAUCCCUUCGUUUCAAAAAAUUUGGCUGCUCGUGCAACGUACCUGUACCUCGUAUCUUCACGUUUCUUCCCUUACUUCCCUUACUUCCACAAACACGCCCAAGUCCUUCCCUCCCAGCGAUCCGCUGCGGCCCUUUCCUUUCCUUUCCUCCUCCUUUCGUUGCUUCAGAUUUUGGUUUCAGUAUUUAGGAGGAGCUCUUGGGCAUAUUAAAUUCUUUAAGCCAAAAGGCCACUUCAUUCAGCGCAUGUGUUCUUUGGCGUUUCAUUUCAGUUCUGAAUGGGCAUUGCUUUCGCAUUAAAUUUCGUGACUUUUAUAUUCAUCUCUAUAUAUCCAGAGAAAAGCUUUCUCUGAUGAAUUCCUGCAUUCAACCUUCCUCCUCUCUCUCUCUUCCUCGCUCUCUCUGAUUUGUUAUUCUCUUGGGGUGUUCGGAGGAAGAAUUAUAGAUCCGUGCUCUUGAACCGAAUGCUUCAACCUUUUUGGCAUUAAAAGUCUCUUCUUCAUCUGCUUUUGGGCUGUGGAUUUGCUGCUUUUUUACCAAGUCUCAAUCUUUUUAUAGAAAGUUUGAAGCUUGAAGAAACUAAAGUGCCACCGAUGCUAACAGCUCAUCUGAUGGCUCUCUCUCCUUUCAGUGUCAGCAAUUAAUGGGCGGAUUCAGUAAUUCUUUCCUGUCCUUAAGUGCCAGUUUUCUCUGAAUUUUUUCGUACUCUAGCAACAGAAGUUUAUCUUCCAAUCGAAAUGGGGCAUUCUGCUGCUGUGUGGGAUUGUAAAGCCGCAGUCGAAAUGACAAAGGAAUGGAAUGGGAUUGACCAUAUCGUGCUUCGGAGUCCACAAGGGGCUUCAGUGCGGGUUAGCAUGCACGGAGCGCAGGUCACAUCAUGGAGGAAUGAGCAAGGUGAAGAGCUCCUAUUUACUAGUACUAAGGCAAUUUUUAAGCCUCCCAAAGCAGUGAGGGGAGGAAUUCCCAUAUGUUUUCCUCAGUUUGGCAAUUGUGGAGUGCUGGAGCAGCAUGGUUUUGCUAGGAACAAAAUUUGGACAGUUGAUGAUAAUCCUCCACCCCUGCCCUCCACUGAUUCUCAAGGCAAAUCCUUCAUAGACCUAUUGCUUAAGCCUUCUGAAGAAGACAUGAAGGGUUGGCCUCACAGUUUUGAGCUUCGCCUUCGGGUUUGCCUUGCAACCAAUGGUGAUCUGAGCCUAAUAUCACGAGUCAGAAACAUCAAUGGAAAGGCAUUUAGUUUCUCAUUCGCUUAUCACACAUAUUUAUCAGUUUCUGACAUCAGUGAAGUGAGAAUCGAAAAUUUGGAGACGCUUGACUAUCUAGACAACCUUCGCCAAAGGGAACGCUUCACAGAACAGGGGGAUGCCAUAACUUUUGAAUCAGAGGUGGAUCGAAUCUACUUGAGUUCUCCAAAUGUAAUCGCAGUUCUUGAUCAUGAGCGGAAGCGAACUUUUGUGAUCAGAAAGGAAGGUCUGCCAGAUGUUGUUGUAUGGAAUCCCUGGGAGAGGAAAUCGAAGGCGAUGGUGGAUUUUGGCGAUGAGGAGUACAAACAGAUGGUUUGCGUUAAUGGUGCAGUGAUAGAGAAGCCAAUCACAUUGAAGCCAGGUGAAGAGUGGACUGGAAGAUUGGAUCUCUCUGUGGUCCGCUCUACUUUCUGUAGCGACCACCUUGAUUUCCAAACCAGAGGCCUCUGAAGAUACCGAAGUCAUGGCAGCCGUAUUUAUGUUUUUCCUGUUCUGUUUCUGAUGGCAGAGAGCCAACCCCAGGCAUCCCUUUGGACCUGUCCUCGACCCGGAGGCCUGGGGAUGGUUGAUGGUCCUACACCUAACUCUCCAGUGAUAGUGUCGGUGCACCAGUCCGUGCAUUCUAUACAGAGGAAUCGAGUUUGAGACCUCCACCUCCUGAAGUGUGGCCCUCAGGUCACCCUUUCUGUUGGGGACACUGUUGGCGAGGCUGGCAGAUUCAGUAGUUUCGACUUCGGAGGUGGUCGGUGCAGAGCGAAUUGUAAUAAUUUUGCGCGAGUGGCUUCAUAUGAAAAUCUGCAUCGAAUAAACUGGGAAUUGCAAGUUGUAGCGUGGGAGCCUCUCUCUCUCUCUCUCUCUCCCCUCCCUUAUCGUCGUGAGGAAACGAUAUGCAGAGGCCUUCAAAAUUUGAGAUUUUAUACAUCUUCAUAGUUCAUAUAGUCAUAUGUAGAAGUCAACAUACCAUGUCACGAUUGAAGGGUUUGUCUCU